AUGAAGUUCUCCGGGAUCGUCGGCAACCACCGGUAUCUCCAUCGCCUCCAGAAGUGUUUAAUUGCAGCUGGAAACAGGACACUUGUAAAUGAUAUAGGGUUCAAGCACAAGUUCUCAGGAUUGAUAUCAGAAGAAGAGUCAGAACUGAAAGAAUUCAACGAUUAUCUGGAUAAUCUGAAGAACCAUGAAAAAUCUGGUGUUCCAAAAGGGGCUGGAACCGACUCCGAUGAUGGUUUUGAUCUGGGAAGGAUGAAACGGCUAAUGCAAUCGCUUGGAAACCCUCAAUCUAAAUUCAAGGCUGUUCACAUUGCUGGGACCAAAGGAAAAGGUUCAACUGCUGCAUUUCUGUCCAAUAUUUUACGCGUUCAAGGCUAUUCUGUAGGUUGCUACACCAGUCCACAUAUCAAGACCAUUAGGGAACGCAUAACAUUAGGAAGACUGGGUGAUCCGGUAUCAGCCAAGACAGUAAAUUCUUUGUUUCAAAGGAUAAAACUUGUUCUUGAUCAGGCUGUGCAGCUUGAAGAGGGGCACCUUAGUCAUUUUGAGGUUCUCACUGCUGUGGCCUUCAAUCUAUUUGCUGAAGAGAAUGUUGACAUUGCAGUUAUUGAGGCCGGAUUAGGUGGUGCACGUGAUGCCACUAAUAUAAUCUCAAGUUCGGAUCUUGCAGUCUCCAUUAUCACAACAAUUGGUGAAGAACAUCUGGCUGCAUUAGGGGGCUCUUUGGAAACUAUCACAGUUGCAAAAUCAGGCAUAAUUAAACAUGGACGCCCAGUGGUUCUAGGCGGGCCCUACCUUCCACACAUCGAGCUCAUUCUUCGCAAUAAAGCAUCUUCAUGUUGUUCUCCAGUAAUCUCCGCAUCUGAUCCUGGAAACACAAGUGUGAUUAAAGGCAUUACCAAUGUCUCUGGUAUUCCUUUCCAAGUAUCUGAUAUCAUACUUCACAUUAACAGAGACUUACAACUGUCUUUUGAGGUGUAUGAUGUAAAAUUGCGUUUGCUGGGAUGGCAUCAACUUCAAAAUGCUGCAACUGCCACGUGUGCAGCACUCUGUCUUCGUGAUCAAGGAUGGAGAAUAUCAGAUGGAUCCAUUCGUAGUGGUCUAGAAAUUACACACUUACUGGGAAGAAGCCAGUUUUUGACAUCAGAAGAAACAGAGGCGUUAGGACUACCUGGUGCUACCAUACUACUGGAUGGAGCACAUACCAAGGAAUCUGCCAAGGCUUUGGCUGACAUGAUUCAGAUGACAUGUCCGGAAGCAGCUUUGGUUUUUGUGGUUGCUAUGGCAAGCGACAAAGACCAUCAAGCAUUCGCAACAGAAUUACUUGCAGUGAGGCGACCGGUUGCGGUAUUGUUGACGGAAGUUAGCAUUGCUGGAGAGCGGUACAGGAGUGCUUCUUUGUCCUUGUUAAGAGAUGCUUGGAUGGAGGCGUGUGAUGAUUUGGGUAUUAAAAUUUAUGAAGAAGAAGAUAGGCUGAAAAAACAUGAUGAUGGUAAUGGUAUGUUACUGUUGAAUGGUGGUUCGUUGAUGGAGUCGAUGAGGGUUGGAGAUGAGAUCAUUAUUCGAUCGAGAAGCGGGGAUAGAGCAGCAGCAGCAGCAGGUGUUUUAGUGGUUACGGGAUCCCUGCAUAUUGUUUCUUCGGUUUUAUGCUCCCUCUGAACUCGGUUUCUUGGAGGAUCUUUCAACUUGUUUUUUUGUGUAUUUAAAGAUCUAUCAAUGUUCCAAAUAUCAAAUGUUCUUCAGGGACAGUUGGAAUUCAGCUUCAAAAUGGUUCAAUGGAGUUUUGUUUGACAGUUCGAAUUUGUUAAGAUUAAUUACAGAUUUAUAUUUAGGAAAUUUUCAGAAUACUCCUUAUAUUAUUAUUUCAUUAACAACAAAUGUUCAGAAAAGUCUUGUAUUGUUGCUUCAUUAACUGUGACCU
Messenger RNA from Lactuca saligna, 1918 nucleotides. The record is from the annotation of a GenBank genome assembly. Lineage: Eukaryota; Viridiplantae; Streptophyta; Magnoliopsida; Asterales; Asteraceae.